GUAUUAAUUGUUCUUGUAUAAAAAUGUUUGGCUAGUCCUGGGUUAACUUCAUCGGGCUUUGCCACGUGCCACGCGAUGUGUGCAAGGCUGUGGCAAGCAUCACGACAUCAACCUUUUAUUUUGGGCUCGUCACGCGUUUUUCCCAUGAGCCCAAAGAGCGCCUGCGUAGCAAGCUAACUCUUAUCCCUGUCUGCAAAUUUUAUAUCACACUGGUUAAAAUAUUCCCAUUUUAUUAAUUUUUUUUAUCUCAGAGUUGUCAACUUUAGCUUUAGGAAAGCGCGUUUUAUCGUACAGAUUUCUUCUCAUGGCUCAUAAACAGGACGGAAAAUGGUCGUGGCUUGUUUGUUUCUCGGCGACCCUGUCUUGGCUUGGCGCGCUGGGGUUUCUGUUCAGUUUUGGAAUUUUCUUUCCAGUAUUCAUGGAUUACUUUCAUGAAUCUAGAGAAAAAACGGCUUGGGUAGGUUCACUUGCAAUGGCACUCACGAACUUUUCUGGUCUCGUAUCUGGCGCCCUCAUUAAAAGAUUCGGCUGUCGUUUCACUACUUUAGUCGGUGGAUUCUUAUGCGCGUUAAGCCUUGGCCUCUCCUCCCUGGCGAAAAACAUUCUCACCUUGUUCCUGACUUAUAGUGCACUGUAUGGCCUGGGCACUAGUUGUGUAUUGUCUGCAAGCCUCAACAUCAUUAGCAAGUACUUCAAAAAGAGGCGAUCAAUGGCGACUGGGAUUGUUGCGUGCGGGCAAGGAGGAGGGGUCCUUAUCCUGGGCCCUGUUUUACAGACCAUGAUUAACGCCUUUGGCUGGCAGACCACCUAUCAAAUAAUGGCCGGCGUGGUUCUAUCCCUGUGUUUGUCUGGACUCACCUACAGUCCUAAUGUAGAGCAUGACGAGCUCCAAGGUGAUGUGGUGGAAGUAGAAGGGAGUGCCAGCAGUGCUGAUGGCGCCCAAAAUGAACUCGUUGGACACGAAAGAGGGGAAAAUACUAAGACUUCGGUGGAAGAGGAGAAGAGAGGAUGCCAUGCCUUCUUGACUGUGUGGAAGGAACCCAAAUUUGUGGCCCUGGUCGCCUCAUCGUCUGUCAUGAUGUUUGGUCAUUUUGUGCCACAGAUUCACUUGGUGCGAUUUUGUGAAGACAUCGGAAUCACUGCUGACGCAGCAUCCAGGCUCUUCAUCUAUUAUGGUCUCGCAUCUUGCAUCGCGAGACUGAUAUCUGGUCGAUUGUGCGACUUCCAGAAAGUCAACACGUUUUACGUCUAUCAGGCGGCCGAGCUAGUCCUGGGAACGACAAUUUUGGUUGUUACCAUGGCUUCGUCUUAUGCCCACAUGAUUGCCUUUGUUGUGAUAUACGGGUUCUGUGAUGGUCUGUUUAUUACAACACUCAAUGUCCUUGUUAUAACGUGUGUUAGCCAAUCACAAGUUCCCUUUGCUAUUGGCUGGGAACUGCAAAUUACCUCGAUCGUUGUAGCUGGCGGUCCACCAGCCGCAGGUCUUAUGGCUGACUCCUUGGGUACCUACACGCAUGCCUUUUACAUGUCUGGUGCUGUGGUAAUCGCAGGCGCAUGUAUUCCUUUUCUGUUGCUCUUUACAAACACCAAGGAGCCUGGAACUAGGACAAGGGAGACGUUGUCUGAUCUUUGGGAGUUGAAUGGACCAAUUAAAGAAAUCCCUGUUACUAUGGACACAGAGCAAGGAGGGGAGACUGAGGCUGAUCCUAGCUCAGGAGAGAGUUUUAUUGUUUGGACGAGUUCUGUCUAAACCGAUUUCUUGUU
This is a messenger RNA of Orbicella faveolata, 1764 nucleotides long. RefSeq names its product monocarboxylate transporter 3-like. NCBI's taxonomy places the organism in Eukaryota, Metazoa, Cnidaria, Anthozoa, Scleractinia, Merulinidae. Gene Ontology annotation, molecular function: transmembrane transporter activity. Gene Ontology annotation, biological process: transmembrane transport. The record is from RefSeq and is a predicted model, not a curated record.